CUGACUGAAUCUAGUCGAACCGAUACCGAUAAUACAUCUAUCGCGCAAAUUGCCAUCCAGUUCCCAAUAAAAUUUAGGCAAACAUGGUUCAAUUCGACGAAGUUGCAAAAGUUGUUGGAGCAAUAGUACUACCUCAACUGGGCGGAUGGGUCAAUGGAUACCUCACACGUCAGGAAAUUAAAGGUUGGUAUCAGAAUCUAAAAUUUCCAUCAUUUCGACCACCAAACUGGGUUUUCGGUCCGGUGUGGACCUCCCUUUACGCCGGAAUGGGUAUGGCUUCGUAUCUGGUGUGGAGAGAUGGUGGCGGCUUUGAAGGUGUCGCCCGAGGACCCUUGAUACUUUAUGGAACCCAGUUGGCUUUAAACUGGGCCUGGACUCCAAUCUUCUUCAAGCGACAUGAGUUGAAAUGGAGUUUUAUUGAGCUUGCAGCUUUGACAACUACCGUUGCAAUAACAGGAAUAUCUUUUUUCAACGUAAACAAAGUUGCCGGUUAUUUGUUCUUUCCUUACUUUGCAUGGUGUUCGUUUGCGACAUUGCUAAAUUAUAAAAUAUUCAAGCUAAAUCCUACGGCCACCAAUGAAGAGAUAAAGGAAAGCAAACAAAAAUGAAAUGCCAAGAUUGAAUGACAUCAUCACCAUUGUCAAUUACGCAUCAAGUCUUCCAACAGUGCAAUUAUAUCUAUAUAAGCGGUAAGGUGCUAAAUUAGACAGUCCACAAGACGUUGGUUUCACAAAUCAGCGGUGGGAUGCUCUGGUUCUGUAAAUAGAAAAAAGUCCACGAAAUAAAUGGAAAAAAAUCAGCUGAUCAGAUACCGUGUCUAAAAGUAAUUAAUUUACGUUAUUGAAUCAGAAGCGUCUUAUGGAUUGCCCAAUUUUCAUUAUCAAUGAAUGUAAUAUAUUGUGGAUAAGAGCACACAUAAAUUUUUACAUAUCAACCAUACAUGUUAGUACGAUCGUAGGUGUAGCCCUGAAAAUGUCAUGUACCAAAUGCCUACCAAAAUAGGUUAUGUUCCGUAAUAUUAUGCAUUGGUAGAAAGGGAAACAUGGGAUACGAUAAAAGGUAUAUAGAAAUUGACAUCAAUAAAA
Messenger RNA from Topomyia yanbarensis, 1085 nucleotides. Its product is annotated as translocator protein. The transcript is spliced from 2 exons. Gene Ontology annotation, cellular component: mitochondrial outer membrane. The coding region runs from base 84 to 608 and encodes 174 amino acids. NCBI's taxonomy places the organism in Eukaryota, Metazoa, Arthropoda, Insecta, Diptera, Culicidae. The record is from RefSeq and is a predicted model, not a curated record.